AUGGACAUCCUCUCGACAUCUUCGUCACUACAUCUUCUAUCCAACACCAUCUCUAGUCCUAUGACCACCGUCAAAAUGGAAGAUCUCGAGCAGCUGAAUAUGUCUACCGCAUCCUCCCCCUCACCAUCGCCAUCCUCAUGCACGUCUGACGUCAAGCCUUCCGUAAAGAAGAGGAAGUCAUGGGGUCAACAACUCCCCGAGCCUAAGACCAACCUCCCACCGCGGAAACGAGCGAAGACAGAGGAUGAGAAGGAACAGCGACGCAUCGAGCGAGUCAAGAGAAAUCGGCUCGCUGCUCACAACUCCCGGGAACGCAAGCGACUCGAGGUCGAGAAAUUAGACACCGAGAAACAGAGACUCGAGAACGCUGUGGCCACCCUGCGUGAGCAGAUGCGACAUAAAGAUGCCCUUCUCCAAGCCUAUCAAUCAAUGCAUGGGCCACUCGUCGGCGAUGACUUCAAGUUCGCUCCAUCCCUCACUGUCUCGGACAUGGACGCGGCGUCGCCCAGUAUCAACUCCCAGCACACGUCCAUCAAUGUUGUGCCCCGACCUGCAGUGUCAGUCAGCCUCGACGGAGGGCGCCGAGGAGCCGUCGACUCGGCCAACACCUUCGGCACCCUCACUUUCGCCGACGCACUGCGUUCAAAUCAUUUUGACGGUGCUGACGACCCUUCAAUCCCUCUCGACAUGGACUUCGAUCUCUUCACUCAUCCCGACACUUCCCACGACCUCUCCCUCAAAGCGACCAUGGGCUCCUUCUUCACGGACGCGAGCGCCUCCCUUUUCGACAACAUCCAUCCCGCUUCUUCAAAUCCUCUCCUUCCUCAGCCCCACGACCCCGACCAUGUCUCCGCCUCCCUUUCUCCUGACGGCACUCCUGCUGCUCCGCUCCUCUCGCUCCCUGAUGACCCUACUCUCGAUUCCUUCUUCGACUUCACCGCUGACUCUGGCGCGCCGAACCCUGCGGCUCUCGAUGCUGCGGGCUCGCUCUGCGACGGGUCCAGCGCGAACGCUGUCGAGACAGGAAUCUGA
This is a messenger RNA of Eremomyces bilateralis CBS 781.70, 1032 nucleotides long. RefSeq lists its product as uncharacterized. The coding region runs from base 1 to 1032 and encodes 343 amino acids. Gene Ontology annotation, biological process: positive regulation of transcription by RNA polymerase II. The record is from RefSeq and is a predicted model, not a curated record. NCBI's taxonomy places the organism in Eukaryota, Fungi, Ascomycota, Dothideomycetes, Eremomycetales, Eremomycetaceae. Gene Ontology annotation, molecular function: DNA-binding transcription factor activity, RNA polymerase II-specific. The transcript has 2 exons.